AUGACUGUCAAGAAGUGGGAGGGCGCCUACACACAGGAUAGAGCACUGGAAGACCUACCUGUUGUCAAGCACGCACUUGAUCUUUUCCUCGCUUCCCACAUGGUUGAGGCUGAGCAGUUCAUGAUGGAGAGUAACCCGACCAUGGAACGGUUGUACAUGUCAUCUGGAUACGGUCUAAUUCAGUGUGUGAAAGCAUUAAUGUCGUAUGAGGACGAGGACCUUCUUGCUGCCAUCGGCCACACGCGCCACGGGAACAACAUCGCGAGCCAGCACCGCAAGUCGGCAUCAUUCACGUCGAGGUUGGCCAGUCUCGUAUCUUCCUCGUCGGAGGUACAUCAUAUCAAGUCGAUGACGCCGGUCGAGCGCCAUGCGGAACUGAUCUAUGCCGAAACGCUCUUCGAAAAGGCUCUAUUGGGUAUAAUCUACUCAGGUGACUGGAUCUCAUUCUUCAAAGAGGCUUUACACAUGCGGACAUUGGUUAUCAUUUACCGGCAAUUGUAUAAUUAUCUCAAGACUGUCGACGAGGAGGCGUGCGCACGUGGAGAAGGUCCAGAAGAUAAAUCAGUCGAUCCUGACUUCCGAUCUGGCGUGCUCCUUGGUGCUGGGCUGUCAAAUAUAAUUCUGACUCUCCUGCCUGGACCGUUGCAGACGGUUGUUGAGCUUUUCGGAUUUAAAGGAGAUCGUAAAGAGGGACUCGAGUUGCUUUACCGUGCGGGUGGAUGGCGCGAAACAUCUCACCCAGACGCCGCGACACCUACCGUCAGCAUAGAACAGGAGGGGGUGCGACGUGCACUCUGCGAUAUGGCCCUCCUCAUGUACCACCUCGUCAUCUGUACAUUCGCCGCUUCUCCAGACGUAGACAUACUCCGUGCACAAAACGUCCUUAACUGGAACCUUGAGCGAUAUCCUCGAGGUGUCUUCUUCCUCUUCGGCCAAGGCCGUCUCUUCCUUGUCCGUGGUCAACCAAAACGCGCGAUUCAGAGCUAUACAACCGCGAUGGAGACACAGUCGCAGUAUCGCAAUCUGCAUAUGAUCAGUUAUUGGGAAAUUGCAAUUGCGAAUUUCGCGCUGUAUAACCUUGCAGAGUCGUUACCAUGCUGGCGUGUAUUGAGUGAGGAGGCGACAUGGAGUAAGGCUUGUUAUGCGUAUGGAAUUGCUGUAUGCCUUGUUUCGUUGGGUGGGGAGGAGAAUAUGAAGGAGGCUGCCACGUGGAUGGAGAAGGUACCUAAGUUGAUGAAGCGUAUUGCUGGCAAGUCAAUACCCUUAGAGAAAUUCGUGUCUCGGAAAGCUCGGAAAUUCCAAAAACAAAACAGUCGACUUGCCCUCGCUGCUCUUGAGUUCUCGUAUUUCUACCUCGCUAUCGCCCGAGCACCGUAUUCUGUUAUCGUAGAUAAGAUGCUCGCUGCGAUCUCUGAGUGUCAAGCGAAGUUGAGGGCUCACGAGAAGGAUCCGAAAAAGUAUGAAGGCGGGAAUGGUGGAUAUUGGGAUGACCUCUGUCUUGCGAGUUUCCUGGAGGGAGUUUGUUAUCGGUAUAUCGCUCAUCCUGAACCAAAUGCGAUCGUAGACCUAGAAGAACGAGAGAAAAUCAAUAUCUCAAAAGAGGAAGCGGAGAAACGCGGACUCGCUGCGCUUCAACGUGUUCUCACAAACGGGCCUAAGAUCGAACUCGACCAUCACUUGGUGUAUUAUACGCACUUUGAGAUGGGUCGAUUGUAUGCGUGUAUGGGGAAGAAAGACGAGGCGCGAAAGCAUUUCGACCUCAUUCUUUCUGGGAAAUCGUUAGAGAUCAAUGCGCAUACGAAGAAGGGAAAAUACAGCCUGGAGUCUGCCUUGUUGUUACGAACACAUGCUGUUGUCGAUGCGCUUGGGCACGGCAAACCUUUGUAG
Molecule: messenger RNA, 1887 nt
Organism: Fomitiporia mediterranea MF3/22
Lineage: Eukaryota; Fungi; Basidiomycota; Agaricomycetes; Hymenochaetales; Hymenochaetaceae
Exons: 9
Coding region: 1-1887 (628 amino acids)
Cellular component (GO): mitochondrial outer membrane; cytosol; nucleus
Molecular function (GO): protein binding
Source: RefSeq, a predicted model, not a curated record